AUGGAUUUCCCAACCCAAUUCUUCAAAUUCUUCACCAUUUCUUUGCUCAUAUUUCUUUCAUCUCCUUCACCACCAAAUGUAGCAGCAUCAAAACUAAUUGAUAGUGUAUGCCAAAGAACCCUAGAAUACUCUACAAAAUGCCAACAACUUAUUGGAUCAGAUCCUAAAACAAAAACAUUAGAGGAUCCAAAAAAGCUUGCUGAAAUAGUGCUCCAAAUGAGCAUAGCAAAUGCACAAAGUAGCUAUGAUUUUAUUAACCAAAUGAUCAAGAGCAAUCCAGCUGAACCCAUUAAAAAGUGUCUUUUUUGGUAUGAAGCUGUGGUUGAUUCAUUCAAAAGUUCACAAGGAGAGCUUAAACAAGAUCCUCAAACCGCAAACUAUGAUGCCAAAACUGCUGGUGACAACGCAGAUACUUGUGAUAAAGAGUUGGCUGUUGGGCCUCCAAUUCCAGAGAUAUCUGAUAGAAAUGAUCAAGUUAGGUUACAUAGUAGGAUUUCAGAUGCAGCAACUAAUAUGGUUCAACUUUCUUCUUCUAACGGCGAUUAA
Messenger RNA from Ziziphus jujuba (common jujube), 546 nucleotides. RefSeq lists its product as uncharacterized. The record is from RefSeq and is a predicted model, not a curated record. The coding region runs from base 1 to 546 and encodes 181 amino acids. Gene Ontology annotation, molecular function: enzyme inhibitor activity. The transcript has a single exon. NCBI's taxonomy places the organism in Eukaryota, Viridiplantae, Streptophyta, Magnoliopsida, Rosales, Rhamnaceae.